Messenger RNA from Prorocentrum cordatum, 624 nucleotides. Lineage: Eukaryota; Dinophyceae; Prorocentrales; Prorocentraceae. The record is from the annotation of a GenBank genome assembly.
AUGCUCUUUCGUAUUGAUUGCCGCCUCCACAUGUUGCUUAUCAUCCUCCUCGCCCUCCGCUGGUUCCAACCCCUUCUAACAGAGCCAGGCAUGUUCCCCGGCUUCUUGCACAUGAUGCGCGAGCCUGAGAAGUUCUUCCCGCCGCACGUCAAGUUGUUGCUCAUGUCCCAGUCCGACUUCGCGCUGCCCUACCCGGGGCGGCGGGCCGAGAAGAAGUACGACUUCAUCUACUCGGGCUCGGACCAGGACGUCCACAACGAUUGCGAGGGCUGGUCCUCUUUCGCGAAGAACUGGACGUUCGCGAAGCAGGCGCUCGAGGUCAUGUGCGGUGAGUACGGACUGACUGGUGUGCUGGUCGCCACCAAGGACAAGCAGAACAAGAAGGCCUGCACCAUACCCACCUCGUGCCACGGCAAGGUCUUGCAGACACAGUAUAUUCCCCAGAACGAGUUCUUCGACUACAUGCGGCAGAGCCGGUGGGUCUUCUUCCCGCAGGUGCACGACGCGUCCCCCAGAGUCACCACCCAGGCUCUCAUGCACGACCUCCCAAUGUUGAUGAACUGGCAUAUCGCGGGUGGCUGGAAGUACUUGAACGAGAAGACGGGCGAGGCUCUGCAUGCCUAG